Messenger RNA from Trichosurus vulpecula (common brushtail), 7133 nucleotides. RefSeq names its product RNA binding motif protein 15 (gene RBM15). Gene Ontology annotation, cellular component: nucleus. The record is from RefSeq and is a predicted model, not a curated record. Gene Ontology annotation, molecular function: mRNA binding. Lineage: Eukaryota; Metazoa; Chordata; Mammalia; Diprotodontia; Phalangeridae. The transcript has a single exon. Gene Ontology annotation, biological process: regulation of alternative mRNA splicing, via spliceosome. Bases 1 to 2853 code for a protein of 950 amino acids.
AUGAGGGCGGUGGGGCGGGGUCCAUUGCCGCGGCGGUGUCCAAGAUGGCGGCGUGGGAUUCCGCUGUGUGAAACCAGCGCGGGCAGGCGAGCUACCCAGUUCCCAGGCGGCCCCGCACAGUCCUCCGCGAUGAAGGGAAAAGAGCGCUCUCCCGCGAAGGCCAAGCGCUCCCGCGGCGGCGGGGAGGAGUCGAGCACCCGCGGGGAGCGGAGCAAGAAGCUCGGCGGCUCCGGCGGCAGCAACGGCAGCAGUAGCGGUAAGGUGGAGAGCGGCGGCACCCGCCGGAGCCUGCACCUGGACAAGGGUAGCAGCCGGGGCGGCAGUCGCGAGUACGACACGCCAGGCGGCGGCUCCAGCAGCCGCCUGCACAGCUACAGCUCCCCGAGCACCAAGAACUCCUCGGGCGGGGGCGAGUCGCGCAGCAGCUCCCGCGGGGGCGGGGAGGCCCGCUCUGCCGCGUCCGCCCCCAGCUCCACGGGCGGUGACGGCGGCGGGGGCGGCGGCGAGUACAAGACACUCAAGAUUAGUGAGCUGGGCUCCCAGCUGAGCGACGAGGCGGUGGAGGACGGGCUGUUUCAUGAGUUCAAGCGCUUCGGCGACGUGAGCGUCAAGAUCAGCCGCCUGCCGGGGGGCUCGGGCGACGAGCGCGUGGCCUUCGUGAACUUCCGCCGGCCUGAGGACGCCCGGGCUGCCAAGCACGCCCGGGGUCGCCUGGUGCUGUAUGACCGGCCGCUCAAGAUCGAGGCCGUGUACGUGAACCGGCGCCGCAGCCGCUCCCCGCUGGACAAAGAUGCCUACGCGCCCGCGGCCGUGGUGGGUGCUGCCGUGGGCGGGCACCGGCACCCCCCGGGCGGUGGGCAGCGGGCACUGUCCCCGGGGGGUGCGGCGCUGGGCUACCGAGACUACCGCCUGCAGCAGCUGGCCCUGGGCCGCCUACCCCCGCCACCUCCACCGCCGCUGCCCCGGGAAUUGGAGCGUGAGCGGGACUACCCCUUCUACGAGCGUGUGCGGCCGGCCUAUAGCCUGGAGCCCCGCGUGGGUGCCGGCGCCGCCCCCUUCCGCGAAGUGGAUGAGCUGUCCCCCGAGGAUGGCCAGCGUGCCAAUCGCACGCUCUUCCUGGGCAACCUAGACAUCACAGUGACCGAGAGCGACCUGCGCAGGGCCUUCGACCGCUUCGGGGUCAUCACCGAGGUGGACAUCAAGCGGCCUACGCGGGGCCAGUCGAGCACCUACGGCUUCCUCAAGUUCGAGAACCUGGACAUGUCCCACCGGGCUAAGCUGGCCAUGUCUGGGAAAGUCAUCAUCCGCAACCCCAUCAAGAUAGGUUACGGCAAAGCCACGCCCACCACACGCCUCUGGGUGGGUGGCCUGGGCCCCUGGGUGCCGCUGGCCGCCCUGGCACGCGAGUUCGACCGCUUCGGCACCAUCCGCACCAUCGACUACCGCAAGGGCGACAGCUGGGCCUACAUUCAGUAUGAGAGCCUGGAUGCGUCCCACGCUGCCUGGACCCACAUGCGAGGCUUCCCCCUCGGGGGGCCAGACCGCAGGCUGCGGGUGGACUUUGCGGACACGGAGCACCGCUACCAGCAGCAGUACCUGCAGCCACUGCCGCUCACCCACUACGAGCUGGUGGCAGAUGCCUUUGGGCACCGAGCCCCCGACCCCCUGCGGGGGGCCCGUGACCGCACACCGCCACUGCUGUAUCGGGACAGGGACAGGGACCUCUACCAAGACACGGACUGGGUGCCGCCUCCCCCUCCGGUCCGGGAGCGCAGCACCAGGGCCGCUGCGGCGGCCGUGCCAGCCUACGAGCCCCUCGACAGCCUGGAGCGCCGGCGGGAUGGCUGGUCCUUGGAGAGGGACCGUGGGGAGAGAGACAUGCCCAGCAGCCGCGACCCACCCCGCAAGAGGAGGCUGCCUGAGGACAGCGGGGGCCGGCAUGUGGACAGAUCCCCGGAGAGCGAGCGCUCCCGGAAGAGACACUGCCCGCCCACGCCGGACCGCAGCCCGGACCUGGGCAGCAGCAGAGACCGCUACAACAGUGACCCCGACCGCUCCUCCCGCCUACUACUGCUCGAACGACCCUCCCCUGUGCGGGCAGACCGGAGAGGCAGCUUGGAGAGGGGUCAGGGCGACAAGAGAGACCGCAAAAACUCCGUGUCGGUGGAGCGGGAAAGGAAGCACCGCGCCCCCGCGCCCUCGGAGGGCAAGAGCCCCCUGAAGAAGGAGGAGCGAGCAGAGGCCUCGGCGCCGAGCACCAGUAGCGGGUCCAAGCUGAAAUCUCCACCGCAGAAGCCCGAGGCUGCUGCGGCCUCCACCCCGGCGGCUGCCCCCAAGCUGUCCCUUGCUUGGCAGGGCAUGCUUCUGCUCAAAAACAGCAACUUCCCCUCCAACAUGCAUCUGCUGCAGGGCGAUCUCCACGUGGCCAGCAGCCUCCUGGUGGAAGGCUCCACCGGGGGCAAGGUGGCCCAGCUCAAGAUCACCCAGCGCUUGCGUCUGGACCAGCCCAAACUGGACGAAGUGACCCGGCGCAUCAAGGUGGCCGGGCCCAACGGCUAUGCCAUUCUGCUUGCCGUGCCUGGCACCUCCGACAGCCGCUCCUCAGCUGUGUCUGAGGCCACAACCUCGACUCAGAGGCCACUUAGGAACCUGGUGUCCUACCUUAAGCAAAAGCAGGCGGCUGGAGUCAUCAGCCUCCCUGUGGGGGGCAACAAAGACAAGGAGAACACCGGGGUCCUCCAUGCCUUCCCACCCUGUGAGUUCUCCCAGCAGUUUCUGGAUUCUCCUGCCAAGGCACUGGCCAAAUCUGAAGAAGAUUACCUGGUCAUGGUCAUUGUCCGUGGUGCGUCCUAAAAGUCCAUGUGUAGCUUGCAUUUCCUACUUGACAUGGUUCCUAUGUGUGAUGUGUUAUGGGAUACAGCAUCAGACACACAACUUUAUUAUUUUUUUAAUUAGAUGUUUAUUUGUAGCUAUUUCCUCCCUACAUUUCUAUAAACCACUUUAAAGUAGAAGUCAGGAAAGUUUAGCUGUUGGCAUACAUUAAGUGAAGGGGAUCACUCUGAAAGCAGCAGGCACGUAAAACCUGCUUUAACUGAAACUUCCCAUCCUUUUAUUUGUAACUUCUGUCCUUUAUGCUCAUUUUUGUAAACUUUAGUUUAAAAAAAUACUCUAAGUUACAUACCCAUACAUUUGAAAAGUCAGAAUUGGGAAAACAAGUAAAAAACCCCAAGACUGGCGGAAGAAACCAUAUACACCUGAGAAUGACUUGGCCUCUGUUGUACUUACUUAUUAAUCUGAUUAAAAGUCUAAUUGUUAGGUUUUGGUGUAUAUGUAAAUAAUUCUUAUGUCAGAAUUAUUUUGCUUUAUUUUGACUAAAAUUUGAUCAGGGAGUGCAAAUGUCAGGUGGUACACUGUACAGCAGUUUAAUUCUUUUAAUCAGGUGUUUGAGUAUUUCACUUAAUAUACAAAAUUAAUUCCCAGAAAGUAUGCUUUAACACGUGCAUUCUAGCAUCUAUUCAUGAGUUCUACUGUAUCCCAUAUAUGCACUUUUGGUUUGUAGCUGUGACUGUUCAGUAAAUAUUGAGGACUAUGUUACAAACCAUAUAUGUCUUGUGCUUACUCUAGUAUGCAAGGAACAAGUAGGUGCUUUAAGAAGAAAAAAAUCUAGUCAGUAUAGAUGUUCGUUUUUACUGACUUUUCAAAGAAGUGUAAGAGGUACAAUUCAUACUUAGUAGUGCAUACUCCAAAAUUAAAUGUUUAUCAUCAAAGGUGGGUUUUAAGUUUUGUGAUCAUUUAAGGUUCUGGCUUCAGUAAUAGAAAGAAACAGUUGUCUACAGGCUUUUGAGGUGUAUCUUAGGUCAUUGGGUAUCAAUCAGCCAUAUCUGAGUUGCAGAAUUCUUAGUUGGUGAUCUUAAAAAAUGCCUUAGAAAGGACCCUUUGUGGGUUUUUUUUGGGGGGGGGGCAGUCCUCAAAUGAUAGUAAGGGGCCUAUUAUAUCAUUGCAAAUGUUAAGUGUUGGUGGUAUUCAUGUACAGCGGGCUUACCUGGUAUCUGACAAAGUUUAAAAAAUUGAAUAGAUUCCAGGGCUAGGCCCCAUUUUUGUUUUUUCCCCCAAACAGCUUAUUGUAUUUAGCUGGUCACUAAAUGUAAAUUUAACAUGGCUCUUAAAAAAAUUUGCUCAAUUGGAUUUUGAAUUUUCUCUCCCAGUCCACUCUUGUGAGUUCUUUUAACUGAACAUUAUUUUUAUUUCUGUUUUGUAAGCAGGCAUUUUGCUGCUUGGGUAUCUAGCAACUCAUCAGUGUAUUUAUUUAUUUUUGAUAUGUCACUUUAUCCUUGACUGUAUUUUGCAUUUUUCCCCCUGAUUGAUAAUGGUGAUGACCUCCACUAAUGCCUGUAGUACAUGUUAAGUUAUGAAAAGAACCCUAUUAAGAUCUGGAUUAUGGUUACUAUUAUCUGUAAAAGUAUUUUACUUAUUCAAAGCCUAGUAGAACUUGGCUGUUCUUUCUAUUAUCAGUGAGGAUGCUGAUGCUUUGAAAUAGCACCAAUAAUAACCCAAGGGAAACUUCGUAUGUUAAAUUCAUCAUUAUUUACUUUUUAAAAGAUUGUAUUCAUUGUUUUCCAUUAUGGCAGGUGUCUAAUGCAUGUCAGCAUGACCCUCAUCACUGCUGUGGUAUAUCAUCCUUUUGAUUUUCUUUAUACAUUUGUAAGGUUUGUUUUGUUUUUGAAACUGUGGAAAAAUCUUGACGCUUGUGAUGACUAUUGUGGAGAGAAAGUAAGUGCUGGACUUUGAAUUUGAGGUCCUUGGUACACCUUUGGGGAGAAAAAUUGUAUCAUCAUUAAGCCUUUUGUGUUUAAUGCCUUUGGAAAGCAGUGAUUGGGACUCAAAUAUGCAAUAGACAUCUGUUUUAAAAACUGAUGCAUGUAUGGGGUCAAAGUACAGUUUGUGCCUAGAAACACUUUAGCAAUUAGAAAUUAUCUCAUCAAUUUUUGAAGCCCCUUUUGAUGAAAUGAACUGGGAAAGCAGAUUUUGCUCUUUUGAAGAGUAAGCUUGUGGCAUCUAGUUCUCACUAUGAUCCAAGGUGUUUUUCAAUCAGGUCUAUUUGAAAGGUAACAGGGAUAGGCUGCACUGUGCUUUUACUUCCUGUUUCAGUGUUUAUUGAAGUGAUGGUUUUUGUUAGAUCUGGUAAUUUGUGCUUCCUGCACUAUUUGUGAAAUAGGUUUAAUAUCAUUCUUGAGUGUGUAAGGUAAAGUAAUUGAUGUUUAGUUACGGCAGUUAUAUGAGUGCCAUCGAUUUACAAUGCUGCCGUCUUAUGUGUUGUCUAUCCUGUUGUACAGGUGUGUAACAUCAGUAACUGUUCACUUCAUAAAGAAAUGGGAAAUUCUGAAAGUCUAGAACCAUCUCUGUGGUGCUAAACACCUUUAGCCAGAAUUUUAUAAUCCCAUCAUUGGAUUUUCUAUAACCAAAUUUUCUUGAUGCUGGCUGUGUGCAUGCAGUUGAUGUUUCUAGAAUUUAUUAGUUCAAGUGAAUUGAAAGAACAUUAUUUCUAUAAAACAUUAAAUGGUUUGGUACAUAAGAAAAGGAGAACAUCUAGAUGAUUAAGCCUUUUGUAUCAAAAUUCUAAAUUUUUAAAGGUAUAAUUGGUUCCCUAAUUGUCUCAGCUGCUGGUCAAUAACUUUACCUGAUCUCUCUUGUUGACUGAAACUGGAAGUUCCUCCCAGGGUUACUACAAAAAAUCAGUUCCUCUUUUAAGUUAAUUUACUUUGAAGCCUUUUGUUUCCUACCUGGUAUAGCUGAAAGAACUACCUUUGCUUUCUAAGUAUAAGAACCAUUCAUCAGAAACUUGCAGCAGUAACAGAAUGAGGAGACCACCUUAGGAGAGGGUCUACAUGACCCUUUGUGGAAAGGACAUUUUUGGUGUAUGUAAUGAGCAAAUCUUCUGGGUCUAUUCUUUCUCAUUUCCAUGACUGGGUUUAGAGAUAAUAUUUACAAAGGAGUCCACUGUGAAAAUGAGAAGCAGCUGUUAGAUUUAUAGACUUGACUCCUAGCCUCUUGAUUAUAGUGACAUCCUUAAAAGGAAUAUUAUCACAGGUAACUGUAGUGAACUGUUAAGCUUGAUGGAGUUUGUAUAUAAGAUUUGAAUAGGGUUGAAACCAAGGAUCUUAAAGGGUUUGCUGGUUAUUUAGCAAUUCUUUACAUGGGAACGGUUCAUCUUGUUGUCCUUUAAGUGGUAACAUAGCCUAUUAGAUUUUAAAUGGCUGUGUACAUUGACUACCCUUUUUUUUUAAAUUAUAUUGGAGUGACCUGUUGCUGGAAAGAUUAUUAUAAACAAAAACACCACAGAGGUGAAAGUUUGACUGCAAUUCAUGUUUUCAUUUUUUUCACUUUUAAGUUGCCUUCAGGAAGAAUCCCAUUUUAAAAAAAAACAAAACAAAUAAUUACAAGCUUUCACUAGAUUUUCCUCUGGAAAUUUUUUAUAUUUCUCCCUUUCCCUCAUACACUCAAUUGAGUGUAAAGGAUAUUUUCAGUUCUAUAACCCUAAGCUUAGCUUAUAAAAAACAAAAACCCAACCUGUUCUACUUGUUAUGUGUCUUCAUGGAAUGAAUUCAUUUCAAGGUUUGUGCCAGUGGGUAUUAUUGGUGCUUUUUGAAAUCAAAGUGGACUAUCCAGAAAGGCCUUGUAGCUUAUGUUCAUCCAUGUAUUGUAGGGAAAAAAAUAUGUUGUAAACAUUUGUACUUAAUAACCUUUUUUUCCCCCCUCUGCAAGCAAAGCUGGUGGACAGCGGAUGAAGAUUUGGAAUUCUAAGCUCUAAUGGACCUUUUUGAAGAGAAGUUGUGGCUUAUGUGGAAUUUACAUGGGCCUCUUGAUUGGAAGAAAGCUUAUCUGUUUAGUAUUUGUGCAUUUUACUAAAAUGGCAGCUUAAAAAGUUGUGUAUCUGCUAUUGUGAUGCCAAUGCCCGUGUUUUAAGUGGAAAAAAUGACCUCUUUGCUUUGUGCUGUGUACACAAGAUUUCUGGAAAAGUAAAGGAAAACCCUUUUUAUGGCUCACACAGCUUAAAAGUAGCUGUCACUCAAACAUGCGCUCACAGUUGAGCUGAUUUUGUUUCAUUCUAAAUAAAUUGUUUCUUUUGAGGAAAA